Molecule: messenger RNA, 405 nt
Organism: Symbiodinium natans
Lineage: Eukaryota; Dinophyceae; Suessiales; Symbiodiniaceae
Source: the annotation of a GenBank genome assembly
AUGGCCCCGGCGCCUGAGCAAAUGUCGAUGGAGGAAGCUGGCAGCACCCCGCUGGCCCUACUCACGGCGUACCAGAGUAUGAAGGAUGCCGGCUACUCGCAGCCCGGUUGCGGCCGAGGGCAAAGGAUCCUCGUGCACGCCGGAGCUGGAGGCGUGGGGCAUCUUGCGCUGCAGCUGGCCAAGAUCUACGAAUUCGAGGAGAUUGUCACAACCUGCUCUGCUGCGAACGAAGAGUUCGUGAAGAGCCUGGGGGCCACGACCAUUGUGGACUACAAAACCGAGGACUUCGUCACGAAGUACGCCAACAACAAGUUCGACCUCGUCGUGGACCCCGUGGGUGGCGAUCCUAUUGGCUGCUGCUGUGCUGCCCAGAGCCCCGGACAGGGUUUAGGGUUUAGGGUUUAG